This is a messenger RNA of Piliocolobus tephrosceles (Ugandan red Colobus), 501 nucleotides long. It is a transcript of the gene PYDC5, whose product is annotated as pyrin domain containing 5. Lineage: Eukaryota; Metazoa; Chordata; Mammalia; Primates; Cercopithecidae. The record is from RefSeq and is a predicted model, not a curated record.
AUGAGGAGCCUGUUUGAUCCUUUGCUCAGCAGUGCAUUUUUCUCUGUUAAGGACAAUGGAUGCCCUUCAGAGUGCUGUAACCCCAGGAUGUUAACUAAAUGGCGUCAACUAGCAGAUGAUGUGGUGUUAACCCAGCAGCAGAUCUGCAAGCAGGAUGUGGUCAUGAGUGGAAAAGGGGCCCCAUUGACACUAACCCUCCUGGAUAACAUCACUGAUGAGGAACUGGAUAACUGUAAGUUCUUUCUUCCAGAUGAGUUUAAUAUUGCCACAGGCAAACUACACACUGGAAACAGCACAAGUAGCCAACUUGAUGAUUUAAAGUGCUGGCGUGGUGUCUGCAGUGAGGAAGACCGUAUUUUUCAGAAGUUGAAUUAUAUGCUUGUGGCAAAAUGUCUUCCGGAAGAGGAGGAAACGGGUAUAUGUGGGAGUCCCGCAUCUGCCCGGUCCCUUUCUCAGUUAAGACUUGGCCUUUCCUUUCAUGGCAUUUCUGGGAAUUAUUGA